UCGUCUCGCAGAAAAACGUGUGGCAGUGAAAAACUCUCAGCUACGGAUUCUAUUAAAUCAUAAAUGAAUAGUAAUUUUUAACGAGAAUCAAUACUAAACGUAUUAUGGGAAAUAUUUGCCAUGAGGGCAUAAGAUUUAUACAUGCAUAUGUACUUAUCUAUUUAGAGGUUUGAUUGACGGUUAUUUAGAAAAUUAAUUUUUUAGUACAUGCAUAUACAUAAAUAUACCGACAAACAACCUACAGCGAACAGCUUUCCACACUUUCCACGUUUUCUUGACUUGUGUGUGUGUAUAAAAAGCCAACGCCAAGCCGCCGCAUGCAUUUGUCGCGAUGAGUAUGCCAUCCAAUGUUACUCAUCAAGGAAUGAGCGUAAAAAACAGUAAUUUUCCCAUUUUUAAACCAGGCAAAUCACAAGUUGUAGUUCAAAACAAAACAACGAUUUGUAAAUAUAAUAAGUCAACGUUCUAUCAACAGUUGUCAUUUGAUCAUCUCGCGGAAAAUCACAUAAUAGCUGAACAAUUAUUAUUGCUAAGCGUAUAAUUUAAAAGACGCCCUGUUUAACAAGAAAAUACUUUAAAAAAAAUACUCUAGUGAACUGUGUGUGUUUGUGUGUAUUCAACGACAAUAUAAUCGCGAUUGAAACGUUAUAAAAUACAACGAAACUUUGGUAAUGUAUAUAUGAAUGGAUAUGUACAUAUGAACGCAGGAGAAUACACACUUGAGAAACUGAGAGGACGUGAAUUAAUCAGAUUUUCAGAUUUCCACCUAACACAUUGGCAGGCCAUCGGGUUGUCAAAGAAACAAGUAUCUCCUUCUAGUGAUAACGUAAUGAAUUCAGUUCAAAGUGCAACCGAGCAGCAGGAGCAUAUCGGGUCAUUCAAGAGAAGGUUGCGUAAGCGUCGAGACGGUGACGUUAUCGACACAGACACUGACACCGACUUGGACGUGGACGGCGCACAGCUGGGAUCAGUGGCGUAUAUUGAACAAGCUGCCGGCUUUGGCCUGAUCCUGAUCGAUUUGGUGCUACUGCAGAAAGAGUACGUCAAACAAUUCUAUUUCGAGAAGCGCGUAGGCAGCGGAGGACAACAACAACAAAAACAACUGGCCGGAGCGUGGUGUCUGCGCCUGGUGAACGCUAGCUCGAAUUUUGGAUGAUUAAAGUUCAUUUGGCUCGGUAGACCGGCGCGCGGAGGUGAAUUCCUUUGGAAGUGGAUUGCGAAAUACCGGUACGAGCUUUACGCUUUGCGACAACGUAAAAGAGUGCGGUGGGGCACUUCCAUUCCAGCUCGUUUCGAUUCGCUUUUUCUCGAUAUCGUUCCGUCGCCCCACUCUCUCACAUGUGAAACGGUCAAAGAUGCCACCACGCACGGUCUCCGCGUUCCCUAAAUAUGGCUUGUUCCUUUUGGCGGCGUCUCGCGUAGUCGUUGUUGCAUCCACUCCGACAAACCGGCAUGUACGGGAGAUGUCCAGCUGACAUAGUCAAUCAGAACACAAAGGAUAUAAAGAAAAGAAAACUAACCAACUGUGCGAUUAAAAAUUAGGGCAAACCCAAACACGAUAUAAAUCAGAGUAAAGCCUCACAAAUUAAAAUACAUACAUAUAUUGACGUGAAUUAGAAUCGCGAAAAUAAGCGCCAGAAAAUGUCUGCCAGCCAAUGUGAGCCUGGUGCCGCGUGCCUGAUUGCGGACAGUGUCAGCCCGGAGCUGCUGGUGCUGCAGCCGCUAUUCAAUGGCAACAACGUGCAUGCGGAGGAACAGGAGGGACUGCUUCAUCUACCUCGAAUCGCAACCAAAAAUAAUCUUUUGAAGCUCAACUGGUGGCAUACGCCGCCGACACAGCACCUCGUCGACAUCGAAGCCUCAAUCCUCAGCACAACAGAUCAAAGUCUACCAACCAAUUUGAACAACAAUAACACGGCUACCCGAAGCAGCCUCAAUACGCCGGCGAAGUCAACCUCCUCCCCGCCUCACCAUCAUCGUUCAAAUGAAAGGCAUCCGAAGCACAAGGACAGCAGCUCUAUCGUUGAUCCGGCAGAAGAUUUCGAUCUGCAGGACUCACAGCUACUCGCAAAGGAUCCGAAACCAUGCGUCGCACUUCUCAACCAAGAUCAGUCAGAUCAAAUGAAAAUAAGCGGUUACCGGCGCUCCCAUAUCCGUUCGAUAUUGUGCUGGAUCUGCAUAGUGUUAACUGGAGGCCUGUUGCGCCUUGUCCUACAUUGGUGGCGGCAUUGGUAUCUGCUUGCCACAUGCAGGCCGUGCUCCUUGCAGGAGGCACAACAGGUGCUCAUAGAAGAAGACUAUCAGGGUAAUCACAAACUGUAUCAUGUCAAGAGCGUGCAGAUACUGCAUGUGGAGCAGUUCAAAAAAUUAUUGCAGCAAAUAUUGCCAGGAGAGGAUUUCGAUGAUAAUAAGCUACAGCUCCCAGUUCACUUUGCUUCCGCGCAUUUCAAAGGUUUUCGAUCCUUGAGAACAUUUCGUUGCAAGCAGCUGGUUUAUGCUUGGGACAACAGCAUUAAAAACUUUAAGAAAAUCAAUGGAUUAGACGUAAAUGUGCCUUGUUCUUAUUACCAUCAGCAACGUGGACUAUCUGUGCAAGAACAGCUGGCACGCCGCAUUGUAUUUGGGCAAAAUGAGAUAACCGUGCCGCUGAGGGAUGUGAAAACCCUGCUCUUCCUGGAAGUUCUUAAUCCCUUUUAUGUAUUCCAAAUAUUUUCUGUCGUCCUGUGGUUUACCUAUGACUAUUACUAUUAUGCCUGUGUCAUCUUGUUAAUGUCUAUAUUCGGCAUAUCUAUGUCCAUUGUGCAAACAAAGAAGAAUCAAGAUGUUCUGCAGAAAACAGUUUUAAACACGGGAAAUGCAUGGGUCGUUAACGCCAAGGGAGUAUCUGUGGAAUUGUCUACGAAAAUGUUAGUGCCUGGCGAUAUUAUUGAAAUACCAUCGUCCGGCUGCACAAUGCAAUGCGAUGCCGUUUUACUUUCCGGCAACUGCAUCCUAGACGAAUCAAUGCUGACUGGCGAAAGUGUGCCAGUUACUAAAACGCCGCUUCCGAUGAAGCGCGAUGUGAUAUUUGAUAAAAAGGAACAUGCUAGGCACACACUAUUCUGCGGCACGAAAGUAAUACAAACACGAUACAUUGGAUCCAAGAAAGUUUUGGCCUUCGUGAUAAAUACUGGCAAUAUAACUGCCAAAGGUGGCCUAAUACGCUCCAUUCUUUAUCCACCGCCUGUGGACUAUAAGUUUGAGCAGGAUUCGUACAAGUUCAUACAGUUUUUGGCGCUAAUUGCGUGCAUUGGCUUUAUAUAUACGCUUGUCACCAAGAUAUUGCGUGGUACAGAUGCUGUUAAGAUAGUGGUCGAAUCUUUGGAUCUUAUAACAAUUGUUGUGCCACCAGCCUUGCCGGCAGCUAUGACUGUUGGUCGGUUUUAUGCCCAGAAACGAUUAAAAGCCAACAAUAUCUUUUGCAUAUCUCCGCGCUCCAUCAACGUGGCAGGCAGUAUUGAUUGCUGUUGCUUUGAUAAGACUGGAACCUUAACGGAGGAUGGCCUAGACAUGUGGGGUGUCGUUCCAAAGUCUUCCACAAAUCAGUUUCAAAUACCACUGAAAGAUGUGAAGCGUCUGCCAUACGAUCACUUUCUGUUUGGCAUGGUCACAUGCCACUCAAUUACCGUCAUGAACGGCAUGAUGAUGGGUGAUCCCUUGGAUCUUAAGAUGUUUGAAUCGACAGGCUGGAUACUGGAAGAUUCCAACAACAUACCCGAAAACGAGAAGUACGGCCUGAUCUAUCCGACAAUAUUACGGCAACCGAAUCAAGAGGAAAUCAACUCAAGCUUAGCUUUCACACAUCAUGAAGCGGUAAUAACAGAGGCGCCACCACCCGUAUUUCGGCAGAGUUCGGUGGAUGAUCUCUUGGCCAAUAUGGGAUUGUUGAAAUCAAAAACAAAUUUCGAUCAUGGAAUUGUUAGGGAGUUCCCAUUUACAUCCAACUUGCAGCGUAUGUCAGUCAUCACCCGCUGCCUCAGCGCGCAAGGCUUCAACGUUUACUGCAAGGGCUCGCCCGAAAUGUUGCAGCAGUUGUGCCAUCCACAGAGCAUACCGAACGACUAUACCCAUCAGCUCUCCAUUUAUGCCAAAAAAGGUUUCCGAAUUAUUGCCGUGGCAUUUAAGACACUUGAUCCAAAGGUGAACUACACAAAGGUGCAACGCCUUUCGCGCGAAGAGGUCGAGCACAAUUUGGAGUUCCUCGGAUUUGUAAUACUUGAGAAUCGCCUAAAGCCCGAUACAACGGCUGUUAUAAAUUCACUAAAUUUGGCAAAUAUUCGCACAGUUAUGAUUACGGGUGAUAACAUAUUGACAGCAAUGAGCGUUGCUCGAGAUUGCGGCAUUGUUAGUUCCACGCAGGCGGUAAUCACAGUGCAUGCGGUGCCCGUGUUGAAAGGCUUUGAUAAGCUAAAUACCGAUCAAAAUGGCCAAUAUGAACUACAGUAUACUCUCGAGCUGGGCAGUCAGACGUGCACGCCAGCUCUCAAUGGUAAUAGAACAUUUUCGGCUGCUGAAAUCGCUCUGGAUAUGGAUCUAUCAAAGUCAACCAAUUCAUUGGUAAAUAAUGGUGGCUCGAGCUGUGCCUCAAGUGUGUUGCCCAACAGCAACAGCUUGGCUAGUGUUAAGACCAUCGACACAUGGACGCACAAUGACGGCGAUGAUGUGGAGCUUGGAGCGACAGUUGUGGCACGAAAUGAUAGCUGGCGUCGUCAAUAUAUAUUCGCCAUGGAUGGCAAGACAUGGCAAAUUGUUAAGGACCAAUUUCCUCAACAAAUGGAAAUCAUAUUAACGCGCGGUGCUAUCUAUGCACGCAUGUCGCCAGAGCAAAAGCAAUCGCUGGUGAUGGAGCUACAGAAUCUUGACUAUUAUGUAGCAAUGUGCGGAGAUGGGGCUAACGAUUGUGGUGCCCUAAAGGUAGCGCACACUGGAAUAUCGUUGAGCGAGACUGAAUCCUCAAUAGCAUCACCGUUCACCUCCCGUAAUCCGACUAUUGCGGCCGUACCAAAUGUUAUCAAGGAGGGUCGCGCAGCCUUGGUUACAUCAUUUGGUAUUUUUAAGUAUAUGGCUGCCUAUUCCCUGGUACAGUUUGUGUCCGUGAUGAUCCUAUACUCAAUCGACUCGAAUCUUACCGACAAACAAUAUCUCUACAUUGACCUUGGCUUGAUAUCGAUUUUCGCAUUCUUCUUUGGCAAAACUGAAGCCUACGAUGGUCAGCUGGUUAAACAAGUGCCUCUUAGUUCCCUCAUUUCGCCAACGCCUUUAAGCUCGCUUGUGCUCCAUUUAGCCGUUGUGGUCAUAUUCCAGGUCGCCGGUUGGUUUCAACUGCAUCAACAGCCUUGGUUUAAGCCUUUCGGGCCAUCUGACGAGCAUCAUUUGGGCUGCUAUGAGAACUACACCAUGUUUGCCAUAUCGAGUUUCCAGUAUAUUAUACUUGCAUUUGUAUUUUCAAAGGGAGCACCAUACCGAAAGCCAAUCUGGUCGAAUUGGCCUCUAUGCCUGACCCUGGUGAUAAAUGCCUGCAUUGUCGUAUACCUAGUUGCCUAUCCAAGUGAUUGGAUUGCCAACUUCUUUCAACUCAUCGUGCCACCGGAUAUGUCUUUUCGUUACAUUAUGCUCCAAUAUGGAGCAGCUGCAUUUAUCACUCAUGCAUUUCUCGAGGCUUUUGUGGUGGAGUAUUUGGUAUUUAAGCGAUUCCAGGUGCGACGGGAGCAAAACUUAAAAACAUCAAAUCGUAAAUAUAUGCGAUUGGAGUAUAAUAUUAAGUCCUUUGACAACUGGCCGCCCAUAACGGAGGUCUAUGAUCUGCACGAUCCAGCCGACCAAGGAGCGGAGCUACAGCCGACAUAUGUUAACCUAAGCGCUGAACAAAAUUUGGACGGUCAGCCCAGCGGUUUUCCUGGCUUUUUCGAGACGUCUGAGCAUAGCGUAGAAAACCGACAUCGCAUACACUCAGAGGUAUCCAGUGCGAGUCCACGGCACAGCUGAAGUCCAAAAAUAAUGAUGAGGAGAUGUACUUACAUUUUGUAUAUACAUUUAUGCAUGUACAUACAUUUUGUGCAUUAUACUAUAAGUUUACAUAGGCUACAUAUAUUAAGUAUAUGUUUAUUGAUAAACAUAUAGACACUGUUAUUUUUGCUAAUUUGUACCGUUAAUCGCAUUUUAUCGCGCAUGUUAAUAGGUAUUUCCAAUGAAAUUUUACUUACUAUGUACUUAUCUGGUUAAAUGCCUUCAUAGAUAAUGUUCUGUCAUUUAGAAAAUCGGAGGUGUUAGGGGUGUGUUAAAUACAUAAUUAAACACCUUUGCAUUAGUUCAUCUGAUUGGGUGAAGUUUAUGCAACGGAUAUAUUGAUUAUUACACUAGACUACAGAGAAACAGCUGCUGCGUACGCACUUAUGUACAUAAGUUGCCAUUUGUAAUUAAUAUUUAUUUUGUAAUGUAUCUAUACUGUAGCCUAUCAAAUUACUACUGAAUAAGUAUUCAAUAAAAACGUUUUGUAAAUCCGA
Drosophila virilis is the source of this 6542-nucleotide messenger RNA. It is a transcript of the gene anne, whose product is annotated as anne boleyn. Gene Ontology annotation, cellular component: membrane. NCBI's taxonomy places the organism in Eukaryota, Metazoa, Arthropoda, Insecta, Diptera, Drosophilidae. Gene Ontology annotation, biological process: intracellular calcium ion homeostasis; polyamine transmembrane transport. Gene Ontology annotation, molecular function: P-type ion transporter activity; polyamine transmembrane transporter activity; ATP hydrolysis activity. The record is from RefSeq and is a predicted model, not a curated record.